CGCAUUGAAAUGGAGGCAACGCCACUAUUCCAUGCGCUCUUUUAUGACGUUUAAUUCCAGAAUCUGCAGGUAGAUAAAUUCCAACAAAUAAAUUCGAUAGGCUAUCACUUGGAUGACAUUUCAAACAAGAUCUUUCAUCGCAGACUUCCAUUCAGCGCAAACUAAGAUUUAUCCAAACUUCUCAACAAAGGAAUUCAAAAAUGGGCAACAUUUGGGAGUCCGACCUGUGUGUCCACCCCACAAAUCCCUCAGCAAUCAGGAUGAUCCUGAGAAGGGUUGGUUUGCCAGGCUCAUCUCAGAAGGCUGUGUGGAGUCCUGUGCUGACCCAGCUGUCCCAGAGUGCUGUACACCAUGUGGAGGCCAAUGCCAGUCAUGACCUUCCCUGCCCCCUGACAGUGGAGCUGUUGAAGGCAAGAAAUCUUUACAUUCCUUGGUUGAAGGAUAGUCCUACUGUCAAUCAGGAAGUGAGCCAGCUCAAGAGACCUAAACUGUCAUGCCCCAAGUUGACCCAGCUGUCCCAGGGUGCUGUGCAGCAUGUGGAGGCCGGUGCCAAAGCCAGUCAGGUAUCCUCGUACCUUUCUUGGAAGAGGCUGAAGGAUUUUCUUGCGACACAGAAGAAGGUGAGCCAGCCCAAGAGGCCUAAACUGGUCCCUAGCAUCAGGGCCCCCAAGGACCCCAGCCCACUACGACAGAAGCAGCAGCGACAGAGGAAGAGGUCAGCCGAUAAGGUGUAUGGCAGCAGGGGGUGCACGAGAGCAGCCAAGAAGGACAUCUCUGGAGAUCUGGCCCAGCUCAAGCCUGGUCAGUCCACAGGAGACACCUGGAACAAUACAGACACUGGAGCUGAAGAACCUCGUCGUCUGGAGGUUAUGAAGAACCUGACAGGUCUGUGGGGCACCACUGGGCAAGGCCAGCCUCAGCCGACUCCACGAGCCAACCGUCUCAGCCCCUCCCUGGCCCAGUACUUAGCCUCCACUGUCACACCGAGGACCUUUGACCUCCAGAUAAUGGGCAUGACCUCUGACCUAAUGGACUUCUUGGACAUGCCCGAGGAGAGACUGUCUAUAGAGCUUUGGGACCUCGGGGAGGGCACAGGGGACCAGCGCUACAAAGCCAACUGGCAAUUCUCAGAGGAGCACGGCAAUGUGCUGAUGGAGGGAGUCUGGCUCCAGAAAGAUGACAACUGGUAAUUUGGAGACCUCAGCUCGCCCAAACGCUUCCUCAGUAGGAAAGAGGAGGGAGCUUAUCUGCUGAUAUUCAUUCAUUCAUAUGCACACAUCAGUAAAGGCUUUGAGGAAAAUAGAAAUUGCAAUUGGUAGUUCAGUUUACUUUCUGAAUUUUAAAGGAAUUGACACCAAUCCCGGAACAAAUACACACAGGCACACACAAAAAAGGAUGACUCUUGAGGAUUGCAGUAUCUUAUCAUUUUUAUAUACAAUUAAUAUUUUCAUUAGCAUAAAUACAGUCAUUCUUGUGUUUUUAUUCUUCUUUAAAAUCCUGCUAUGACAACCAGAGAAGUGUAGCAUUGUAGGGUUGCUGUGUCUGUGCAUUUGAUUAGUCUAAAACAUCAUGAACUGAUGGUGUCACAGGUGGGAUCUGAACCCUGGUCUACUGCGUGAGAAACCACCAUCUUAACAAUUAGGCCAAUAGAUAAUUCCUCCAUUACACUGGCAUAAGGGCCACUUACAGGAAUGAAUCUCUACCAGGUAUAGUAGGACAACAUAUUUAAUAACUGAUGUGUCAUAUUACUUCCCCGAAAGGAAUAUAGAUGUGUUGAUCCCCAGGAUGGGAUAUAUGAGGAUGAUAUGUCCACCCAAGCAUCCAGACGCAUGAAAUAAAUUAGCUUCCAAAAUGCACUUGAUUGCUGAAAUAAAUGGAUUUACGUUAA
Molecule: messenger RNA, 1888 nt
Organism: Oncorhynchus nerka (sockeye salmon)
Lineage: Eukaryota; Metazoa; Chordata; Actinopteri; Salmoniformes; Salmonidae
Exons: 3
Coding region: 201-1190 (329 amino acids)
Source: RefSeq, a predicted model, not a curated record